CACAAAGACUCGAACCAAACAACCACUAAGCAAGUACGCAAGCAAGGAAAGAAGCAGGCACUCCUCGAAAAAGACGGAACUAUGAUGAACGGGAAUCCGCCUUCCUGCGUCGUCGAAACGACGUCUGGUAUGCAGCUGAACGAUCCUCGGAAGUCCAUCACGAGCCUGGAAAAGCAGUAUGCCGCUCCCUUGGGUCAGCGAUUGGUCAUGGGAAUCCAGAUCGACGCCAAGGUCUUGGAAGGAGGCCUGGAAGCCGUCUCGAAGCGGGCYCGACAAGAACGCCAAAUGCAGAUCCAGGGUGGCAGCGGUGGCAACAACAGCAACAUGGCACUGGCAGUUGGUGCAAGCAUGAGAAGUGCUAGUUCUCCAGGUGGCGUCGACGCUAAUGGCACGGCAUCGGUCGACUAUAACAGCAGCACCGAGGAUUCUACCAACGGAGGCAGCAGCGAUGCGUUCUCGUUCUUGAACGAUCAAGAAGUCGUCCAGCAGCAGCAACCGCCUUCGCAGGGACGAAACCGGAAAUUUGGAAUGGGGUUCCUGAAAAAGGUGGCCGCCCGUACUACGGAUACCUUGGAACGCGGAAUGCAGGGUCUGGCCGUCCGGAUGGACCAGGGAAAGACGGGCGAUUUGGUGCGGGUGGCCGUUUACGAUCCGUCCACCGCUGAAUUGCUAGGAGUCACCGAGAGCCUUCCGGUGCCGACACCCGGUGCCRCGGCAACCCAGCAAUCUGAUCCAGAUGCAGCAGCGGGACAGCCCAAAGAUCUUCGCUUCGAGGUCCCCCUCUGGAUUCCCGGAUCCCGGCGCCACCAAACGCUGUUGCUGAAGGUAUGGAUCCAAUCCGGUGCCACGCUGGUCUUACAGAAGGCGAACAAAAAUUAUUUGCUAGGCAGUGCCAUGGUAAAUUGCCAGGCGCUGUCAGAGGGUGUAACUGCCGUUGCUCUUUCCAUGACCAUCCCUCCAGCUCCGACUCCMACACCCGGUCCACCACCCCGCCUGAUUCUCUGCAUCKUGCCCGAUCCCAAAUUCAGCCCCRUUCUCACUCGUGGCUGGUCGCUGACGGAUCCAGAUAUGUCGGGGUACUCUAGUACCCUGAAUUAUCUGCCGCUCGAUCAGUCCUACGUCUUUCCGGGAAAGCAGUCCAACCACUGGCUGGUGGCCCACGAGCGAGCGACCGAAUCGACCCUGCCGCUUCCGAUUGCGGCCGCGGUGACACAGUUGGCGGCCAACGCCUGUGACAAGUCCCUUGCCCAUGCCCAGUCUGUGGCCCGGAUUCUGCGAAACAACCGGCACGACCACAAGGAUCUCCUCCACAAAGCUACCUGUCACCURGGGGUACUGGGGGUCGUUCCCGGCAGCACCACCGGCAACAGCGUUACCAGCGCCAACAUUAGCGUGGCGUGGAGGCGACCKGAUUCCAUGUUCGAGUUUGAGAUUGCUGCCAAMGAAUCUAUUCCGGUAGUCCCUCCCAAYGGACCGACGCCCGGAAGAAUGGUAGCAAUCAAGAAGGUCUUUCAUCCCAAGCUCUGUUCUCCCCAAAAUGGAGACCACAUUUURCCGGGAAUUCUCCAGGCSUACGGGGGCAAGAUGCCCUCGAGUGGGUUUUUGUUGGGAGGAGUCUACUUUUGCGUGGCAGUCCAAACCAACAGCCCUUCCUCGGACGGGUUUGGCGGGGCGAGCAGUGAUUCAAAUGACCCCUUUGCUCCUACUUCUUCUCUAAAUGGUGUAGAUAGCAAUUCUAAAAACUCGGUGGAAUUGUGGGAGACUGUCUUGGGGCUGGAAGCCUUCGUCAAAAAAACGACCACGAGCACCGAUCCCAGCGGCAUGAACCACCGAAUCGAUACAAUCCAGGUGCCCCUGCGCAAGGGAGCAGAAGACGUAGGCCAUUUACUGCUCCAGCUGGAGGUCACGCUUCCCGAAGGUGGAAAUGGAAAUGAUGRCAGCAACUAUAUGGCCACCCUGCCAGCCACCGAUGGAUUGGUCAGCCUCGUUGGAAUGGAUCCUUUAUCGGAUGGUGUCAAGCCCUACUUGGACGAGCUUCCUCCAUCGGCGCAGGCACCACCGCCAUCGAUUCGACACCAACAGCUCAACACCAUGGGGUAUUUCUUCACAACCCAGUACAUGGAUCAGCAUUUGUCUUUGCGGCAGUCSGCGUGCGAAGCAUUCAAGGAAAGAGCCCGCCGCUACAAGCUGGCCCUAUCCCAGCCGGAAAAAAAUGCUCCUCCGCACACGCUCAAGACGCCCAAAAACUUCCGGCCUUCGUCGUCGAGAACCACCACCUUGCUGAGCGGAAUCCCCUUCAAUUGCCACAUUGCCUCGUUGAACAUCAAUGUGAUGGACGCCACUCGCCCUCGGUUACCCGCCAACAGCGGAGCCACUGCGGCACCCGAGUACCCCGGGGCUUCAUUCCACAACGUGACGUGCGGUGCUCCUGCGGAUCACGCUCGGGGCUUUGGAAACAUCUUGACCAACGUUAGCAACAAGAACGUGAGCGGAGGGCUGAGACGCCUUGAGGCCCAGAGACGGGACUGCGCUAUUCAGCUGCAGCUUGCACAGACUGCCCUGAUUCAAGGCGUCGGCCAAUACCUGACCGAAGCCCGCAAGAAGGGACCCUGCCACCACGUUCCAGCUCGUCACGUGGAGAUCCAGCAACUGAGAUGGAAGGUCUUUGAGUCCGUCCACGUCUUGCAUCACGUCACCUGGAUGUGUGCGGUGCGAAGGGCCAACGUCUUUUCGCAGGCUCUGGGAUUGGCCGCUUCGAGCUUKUUGGCAAGCCUUGGAGACAUGCACAAGUGUGCCUCGGGAUGGCCAGCGGUCUGGGCCAAGCACGGAUUUUUGGUCUGCUUCGAGGGCCUUUUGAGCGCAGCCGGAAAGGAGCUUGGAAUGAUCGAGGAUGCCAGUGUGGCCAUUGCAAUGCUGCGAAUGGCAAAUAUAGUUUUGGUCCCAGAUAAUGGACAGCAGCUUCCAGCGGAGGCAGUUCAGAUCCCGUCCUCCCCAUACCUCAAGUGGACCAAGGUUACGUCGACGGGUGGAGACGGCAGUGCCAGAAGGUUUGUCCUUCAUAUCGGAAUCGAUGCGGCCUACUACGCGGAGCGCGUUCCUCCUCCUCUGCAAAACAACAUUGGCGUGAGAUUAUACCCCAUUCUCUUUGAGGUUGGUGUKGAUAUUCGCCAAUGGGGAGCAAACACUGGUAGUAAUCUUAUGAAGAGGGAAUCAAGCAGUGGCGGUGGACUCAAUUCCAAUGGCAGUCAAUCGUCCAUCGGUGGUAUUGUAGAUGACGGCGACGADGACGAUGUCGGAAUCGUCGACGACGAUGUUCUGGUCGCCCUGAACUACGAGGCAAUGCGCAAAAUGAAUUGCUACGCCCACGCUCUUUCGCCYCAGCAGAUCUCACCAGAACAGGUUGUUGCUGCCAUGGACAAAACUUUUKCCGACAGCAUGUCCAACUCGAGCAACAACCUGAACCAAACUUACUCCAACCCCGACAAGGACAUUCUCCCGAUCCAUCCCUCGCUGGCGGCGUUGCACUCUCACAUUUUGUCCUCGGCCGGAAGGAUGAAUCACAGCAUUUUGGACGAAGCGGCAACKAUUGCCCAACAGCUGGGUGGAGGCGGCCUCGUCUUUUGCAAGUCUGGAAAGGAUCGAACCGCGAUGCACUUGACYUACAAACAGUGUCAGUUCGCCAGUCGAUACCGUGGCAACUCGGACCAGRGUGCCAUUUUGCGAGACGCCCGCCUCUUGCGAUUGCACGGGACCCGGCUGCCGAUCUGUGAGAAGAAUGUUGGGCAGGCCUUGUAUGCCUUCAAUUCGUUGCAGGUGAAGUUCAUGCCGGAGGCACUAAAGCCUCCAAUGGAUUGUUUGGCGGGAUUUUUGAAGGGAGGAGAAAUCUUCAAGGGUGGCGGCAUUGAAAGCUAAGAGCUAACAUCUCGCCGAAUGCAACCAUAAGAAGGAUUGGGGUAGCAACAUCCAAAGAGUAUGAUGGAUUUUGGUGUGUUUGCCCGGUGCCUGCUCCUUCAUCGAACGAAAGAUUCAACUCCAUACUUCUAUACUUUUGUGGCUGUAUUUAUUUUCUGCUUCUAUUUUCUUUGCGUGGGAGAUAGGGUCAAAUCGGAGACCGUUGUAAAAGUAUAUUUUUCAGCUCUAAUUUGUCCAUAACGAAAGCUUAGUAUGCUGGUAUAGAGAUUAUAUCUAUCCGAGCAUGAAUAGUGCUUUUUUGAGCAAUUGGAAGGACUACAACAGAAAAAGAUGAUCAGAUUUUSUGUGAUCUUCAUGAUUCAUGAUCACACAAAUUGAAAAACCUUAUCCCUAGCUUAUUUACUUAACAUUAGCUUGUGUUUYACUCGCUGCGCCAAAUAAGUACGGUACCCUACGGUACCCUACGGUACGGUACGUACAAGUAAACGAAACAUCGGAGA
Messenger RNA from Pseudo-nitzschia multistriata, 4412 nucleotides. The record is from the annotation of a GenBank genome assembly. Lineage: Eukaryota; Bacillariophyta; Bacillariophyceae; Bacillariales; Bacillariaceae.